Saprolegnia diclina VS20 is the source of this 895-nucleotide messenger RNA. RefSeq lists its product as hypothetical. The transcript has a single exon. Lineage: Eukaryota; Oomycota; Saprolegniomycetes; Saprolegniales; Saprolegniaceae. The record is from RefSeq and is a predicted model, not a curated record. The coding region runs from base 41 to 682 and encodes 213 amino acids.
AUCGCAGUCGCGAUUUCCCGAGCAAGAAGACAAGACAAGCAUGGCGAAGAAGAGCGCGUGGACGGCCCCGCGGAAGGAGGAAGACGCAUGGAAGAGCAGCGCCCAAGACGACGACGACCAUGCGCAGGAAGCGGAAGACGAGACCUCGCUCUGCACGUACAAGUUCGGCAAGUGCUUGAACCCGCGGACGCGCAAGAUCAACGGGACGCUCCAUUCGCUCUGCUCCAUGCACCGCAUGCGCCAGAACGCCCAUCAACUCAAGAGCGACCGGAAGCGACGCGAGAAGCAGCGAACGAACGACUCGGGCGCGUCGUCUUCGUCGUCCGAGCCCAUGUCAUCGACGCCGACGAUCGUCGACAACGCGCUCCUUCUCUCGCUCAAGCACGAUGUCGAGACGCUCAUUCGACUCGUCAAGACCGUCCUCAACCAGUCCGCGAACGCCAACGUGGACACGUGCUGGAGCCUCCUCUCGCUCCACGAGCAGCGCCCGACCCAAAACGCAGGCGAGAGCUUUCUCGAGCUCCACACGGAAGGGCAGUCCCCGGACGACGUGCUGCACUUCAGCACCGCGCCCUUCGAGUGGCCAGCGCUGCAGCUCCCGCUCGAUAAGCCUGCCGAGGCGCAAGCGCAGCUUCCAUCCUUGCUCGACCGCUCGCGCAGCCCGCACGAGACGGCCAUCUGACUCGUCCGGGUCGCCCGCAUGUCGUCGCCGCUGCAUUAUUUAUAUUCGAUUCCCCAACUAACUAUCUAGGGCCGAAGACUAUUCGACCCGUCAACCUUGUUUCAUGCACUGUCUGGUACUGCCCAGAGCAGCAAGACUCCACCUCGGGUAUGCAAGAAGGACAAGGAGGAGGGUCUGUUAAAUAGAAUACGCCAGCAACAUGUCUCUUCUUCU